AUGCCUCAAUACGAUACUUCACCAUGGCCGGUCAAAGACAUCGUCUACACUGCCAUAGUAGGCUCGGUAAUGCUUGCCGCAUUCCUCGAGUGGUUUCUUUGGUUGGCAGCUUUUAUGUAUUGUCUGUUUAAGGUCUUCCAGAAGGCCGAACACUGGGUUUUCUACAGAGCUAUAUACCUUCCCAUCAUGGUUGUCACGCUUCCUCUACCACCAGGAGUUACUCAAUACUUUCCUAUACAAAUGGUCACCAUCCUUCAAUGGUUCGGUUUUUGGUCGUUUGCUGCCCUUUUGACGAUUCCAUGGCUCUUCUGCGUAUACCAAAUUGUCACUCAUUCCCUGGGACGAACGAAACGUAUAAAACAAGUGUUGGAUGAGCAUUCAGCACCAAAAGUUGUGAUUGUCAUGCCUUGUUAUAAGGAAGAACCAGAUAUAUUGGUAACAGCUAUCGAUUCAAUCGUGGAUUGUGAUUAUCCUCCUUCCUGUAUUCACGUCUUUCUUUCCUUCGAUGGGGACCAAGAAGAUGAGUUAUAUCUCAAGACGAUCGAGGCAUUGGGGGUUCCGCUAUCUCUGGACUCCUACCCAAAAAGUAUUGAUGUUACCUACCGAACGGCCCGCAUCACAGUUUCCCGAUUUCCCCACGGUGGAAAGCGUCAUUGCCAAAAGGCUACUUUCAAGUUAAUUGACAAGGUCUAUACCGAAUAUUUGAAGCGCAAUGACAAUCUGUUCAUCCUUUUCAUCGACUCUGAUUGUAUCUUGGAUCGUGUUUGUCUCCAGAACUUCAUGUACGAUAUGGAACUGAGCCCGGGGAAUACCAGAGAUAUGCUUGCAAUGACAGGGGUUAUCACUUCAACUACAAAGAAACACAGUCUUAUCACUUUGCUCCAGGAUAUGGAAUACAUUCACGGCCAACUCUUUGAGCGAACGGUUGAGUCAGGUUGUGGUUCCGUCACGUGUUUACCAGGAGCUCUAACGAUGCUACGGUUUUCGGCUUUCCGCCGCAUGGCCAAGUAUUAUUUUGCUGACAAGGCAGAGCAAUGUGACGAUCUCUUUGAUUACGGUAAAUGUCACCUGGGGGAGGAUAGAUGGCUGACUCAUCUUUUCAUGAUUGGAGCAAAGAAGAGAUACCAAAUUCAAAUGUGUACCUCUGCUUUCUGCAAGACCGAAGCUGUUCAAACCUACAGAUCAUUGAUUAAGCAGCGUCGCCGUUGGUUCUUGGGGUUUAUCACCAAUGAGGUUUGUAUGUUGACUGACAUCAGAAUUUGGAAGAGAUAUCCAAUUUUGGCCGUUGUCCGAUUUAUGCAAAACACGAUCCGAACAACAGCUCUACUUUUCUUCAUCAUGGUGCUCUCGAUUAUUACAACUACAAAGAAAGUUCAAGAUCUUCCCGUAGGGUUUAUUGGUAUUUCACUUGGCCUUAAUUGGUUGAUGAUGAUCUACUUUGGUGCUAAGCUCAGACGUUUCAAGAUCUGGCUCUACCCAUUGAUGUUCAUUAUCAAUCCUUUCUUCAAUUGGUAUUAUAUGGUCUAUGGAAUUUUCACGUGUGGGCAACGAACCUGGGGAGGACCUCGAGCAGAUGCUGGAGCUGCUGAUUCUACCAAAACCCCACAACAAGUUAUCGAAGCUGCUGAGGAGGCUGGAGAUGAGCUUAAUGUCAUCCCUGAAACAUUCAAACCCGCCGCCGAAGCUCGAAACAACCAAAUUGUUCGGCGCCCAACCCUUCCAUUGUUGCCUCCAGACCGUCUCGAAGGUCGUUUCGCAGCUGCAGAAAGACUUCCUGGUGGAUGGUACGAACAUGUCAAUGACUCUCUCAAUAGCGUCGCUGCUGGACGUGUUCUACCUCCUGGGAGAAACCCUACGGCAUCCAGAGACUCUUUCGAUAGUUAUGUAUCUGGGUUUACUGGUACGAAUUCAGUGUACAUGCCAAGACGAGUGGAAAGUAUCAUGGGAGAAGAAGAUAGAAAGAAGUAUGAGAUUGCUCAAGCCAAUCAAAAGGCACCAGCUGGAGCAUACUACAAUCAAGGAUACGUCUAUGAAAUUUCUGAUGGACCAGAAGCUAAAGGUGGAUUUCAGGAUUCACUAGAAUCGUUGGGGUCCUUGGAGGGAACAACAUCCAACUCUUUGGCAGUUCCCCAAGCAUCUUCGUACCGGAAUGGGCGAAGUCCUUUGGGUCGUAUGUCUUUGAUACGCUCCACUUCGAGGGAUGAAUCGAUUGAGCUGGAAGAUCAGCGUUCAAACAGUUCAAACUCCCCCGAACCAAAACCACAACGUCGAGAAUAA
Molecule: messenger RNA, 2277 nt
Organism: Sclerotinia sclerotiorum 1980 UF-70
Lineage: Eukaryota; Fungi; Ascomycota; Leotiomycetes; Helotiales; Sclerotiniaceae
Exons: 4
Coding region: 1-2277 (758 amino acids)
Cellular component (GO): cell septum; cell periphery
Molecular function (GO): chitin synthase activity
Source: RefSeq, a predicted model, not a curated record